Molecule: messenger RNA, 2484 nt
Organism: Myotis lucifugus (little brown bat)
Lineage: Eukaryota; Metazoa; Chordata; Mammalia; Chiroptera; Vespertilionidae
Gene: MAPK1IP1L
Product: mitogen-activated protein kinase 1 interacting protein 1 like
Exons: 6
Coding region: 149-871 (240 amino acids)
Source: RefSeq, a predicted model, not a curated record
UGCCGCUGCUGCUGGUGCUGGUGCUUCCGCCGCUGGUGUCGUGGUCGCCGCUGCCGUGAGUCAGGCUGCGCCUGGUUCCUCAGCUCUCGGUGUCCUCGGGCCCACCGCUGCGCCUCGACCUUGCUGCGGGCUCGGAUCUGCCGGGAAAAUGUCUGAUGAAUUUUCGUUGGCAGAUGCGCUACCUGACCACUCCCCUGCCAAAACUGCUGUGAGCAAUACAAAACCUAGCCAACCUCCUCAAAGCUGGCCAGGUUCCAACCCUUGGAAUAACCCAAGCGCUCCACCUUCUGUGCCAUCUGGACUCCCACCGAGUGCAGCACCCUCCACUGUGCCUUUCGGAUCAGCGCCAACAGGAAUGUAUCCUUCUGUGCCUCCCACUGGACCACCUCCAGGACCCCCAGGACACUUUCCUCCGUCUGGACCAUCAUGCCCCCCGCCUGGUGGUCCUUAUCCAGCCCCAACUGUGCCAGGUCCUGGCCCCACAGGGCCAUAUCCUACACCAAAUAUGCCCUUUCCAGAGCUUCCGCGACCAUAUGGUGCUCCCACCGAUCCAGCUGGUCCUUUAGGUCCAUGGGGAUCCAUGUCUUCUGGACCUUGGGCACCAGGAAUGGGAGGGCAGUAUCCUACCCCUAAUAUGCCAUAUCCAGGGCCAUAUCCCACACCUCCUCCUCCCCAAGCACCAGGGGCAGCACCGCCUGUUCCAUGGGGCACUGUUCCACCAGGAGCCUGGGGACCACCAGCACCAUAUCCUGCCCCUGGAGGAUCAUAUCCCACACCAGGACUCUAUCCCACACCCAAUAAUCCUUUUCAAGUGCCUUCAGGACCUUCUGGUGCUCCACCAAUGCCUGGUGGCCCCCAUUCUUACCAUUAAGUUAAUGGAUGAAGAGAUGACGCUUUGCUUUUUGAAGUACAUAUAUAUGCACAUGAAUGCAUAUAUAAAAAUUGCUGGUUUCACUAUUAGAGGGCAUUCAUGAAAGAACAACUCUUGCACCUCUCAGAAGAUAUCUGCCUCUUGUACUUGGAUGUAUAAUAUAUCAGAUGGAUACAAUCAGAUAAAAAUACCAAGGAUCAAACCCGACACCUUGGCAUAUCACCACAGCCCUCUGACCAGCUGAGCUAUCUAGCCAGUAAACAGACUUCUCCACGAAACCCCUAGUAACUGUCUUUAUCUCAAAGAAGAAAUCACCCUGCCAGAUGCCUUCAAAUCGAUCCCACUGUGUAGGUUCCUCCUGACAUUUAGCUUUCACCUCCCAGGCUGGGCCUGGGAAGGGCCAAGAGAUUGCACUGUUCCGGAGUGGAACACCCCAGAAUUCACCUUGCCUUUCCCUGGGCCUGCCUGUGGGGGCGUUUUCACUCCCAUCCUGGCUCGAGCAGGGCAGUGCCCUGGCCCGGGCAGCCCCUGGACAUUAGAGGAGGCGCUGCCCCAGGAAGGCCUGGAAAACACAGCUCAUUAAAGCUGGGCUGUGAGUCACUGGGGUGUGGACGCUGUUGAGUCACAUUCUUGCAACAUAACAAACAACCGAGAACAGGGAGAGAUUCUAUAAAACUCUUUCAAGGUCAGGCUCGCCCUCACUCUCCGGCCGGCCGCCAGGGCAAGGUCAUCGUGGAGCAAAGGGGAAGGUGCCACCGGCCGGGAUGGCCGGAAGCAGAGCCUGCGCUGGCGACUCUGUGUCUACCAGCUGGUGGGGGACAUGAAACACUGGCCCAAAGACACCCUGGAGCCCAUCCUCACGCCGUCGGUAGAGGAGCUUGGAGUCUGGGAGACCUGGUUUCAGUGAAGAAAUCUGGGCCAUAUGACUCCUUCCUCCGAGACUGGCUGUACAUGCACCCGCUGGGAACAAGAAGCCGUUUGAAGAGGAGAAACUGCGAAGAUGAAAGGGAAAAUGAGAAAAGAUCCAGACCAAGGCAGGUGAGGUGGCAGUGAAAUUUCUGAGAAGCUGUCACUGCAGGUGGGGAUGAAGAACAAUGUCAAAUGGGAGCUCAACCCUGACACAGUUGCCUGCUCCUUUCUCAAAAAUCUGUAAUAGAGUCAACAGCAACAACAACAAUAAAGUAAAAAAUAAAAAUAUAAUUUAAAAGGUUGAAGAAAAAAAUCGUGGUGUUGUGGUAGCCCCUCAUGCACUGAAGUUACCAGAAGAGCCCGUCCCACGGUGGGGUGCGUGUUGGUGGGCUUGACACUGUCAGGGUAGCUGUGACUGUGGUGAACUUCGAAGGCCCAAGACCAAAAGAUGUAAGUACUGCUUAGCCCAGCAAGCUGCCAAGGGAGUGACCCCCAGCUUCCAGACGAUCUGAACCUACUCUCCCUCAGCAGCCGUGACGCAGAAUCCGAGGCACAGUGGAGCUGUUAGGUCGAAAGGGGGUCCAGGAGCUGAUGCAUGCCUCCGCCAGGCAGAUGGUGACGUAGAUACUGGGCCCUUCCUAGAAUCGGUAACAGGCCAGUGCACCAGGUAAACGGUGACGCAGAUACCGGUCCCACCCUGGAAU